AUGUGUAAAGUUGAGGAGUUCCCACCCAAAAGGUCGCUGAAUAUGGUUACGAUUGGUGUACUCAAUAUGCUUCAGAUGUGUCUCCAUUGGCUCUCUUGUCGAUGCAGUGCAUCAAUGCAAGCCUUUGCCGAAUGCGCUCCGACUUCGGAAAUUACUGGUGACCAGCAUUUGGCCGCCACUUCAUUCAUUUCUGACUCACUAUACAAUCCGAGCAAAAACUUGUCCACAAUGUUAUUCACCGAGACCUCAUAUAAAGGCGCGUGGGGUUCGCCAUCUCCUUCUCCAAGUCAAGUUUAUAAUGGGUUAGCACGCGAUUCAGGCAUACAUAUUGAGCGCCGUUACGCUGCCAGUGCCGGCAACUCAGGUGACAAAUUGAGUCCCUGUGCUCUACCCCAACACCCCAUUUAUCGUAGGCGGUGGGACUCAGUGCGCUCUACGCGCUAUCAUCACAAUGCCAUCAGCGGUAUGACAAAGCCAUCGGUAUUGGAGCCGCACAGUCACUCUCAUUUGCGAAACAUGCAGGAAUCAGAUGAUUAG
Molecule: messenger RNA, 537 nt
Organism: Oppiella nova
Lineage: Eukaryota; Metazoa; Arthropoda; Arachnida; Sarcoptiformes; Oppiidae
Source: the annotation of a GenBank genome assembly